Epinephelus fuscoguttatus (brown-marbled grouper) is the source of this 1302-nucleotide messenger RNA. RefSeq names its product thioredoxin domain containing 9 (gene txndc9). NCBI's taxonomy places the organism in Eukaryota, Metazoa, Chordata, Actinopteri, Perciformes, Serranidae. Gene Ontology annotation, biological process: microtubule cytoskeleton organization. Gene Ontology annotation, cellular component: cytoplasm. The transcript has 5 exons. The record is from RefSeq and is a predicted model, not a curated record. Bases 105 to 773 code for a protein of 222 amino acids.
GGUGACGUUAUAUCCGCGGCGUUUCGUUUUGCAUUUCGCGCACGAAGUCAAGUGUCACCAGGCUCUAACAGACACAGAAAGAGUUUCACACUGAGCCGCCAACCAUGGCCAACCAAUCAAUAGACAUUGUGACAAAGGUUUUGGAGCAGUCAGCCAAGCUGGUAGAGGAGAAGCUGGAUGCACAGUUGAGCAAAAUGAAUGAAAUGGAUGAAGACGAUUUGGAGAGACUGAAGGAGAGGCGAUUAGAGGCGCUGAAGAAAGCCCAGAAACAGAAGCAGGAGUGGUUGUCUAAAGGCCACGGAGAGUACAAAGAAAUCCCAAGUGAGAAAGACUUUUUCGGCGAGGUCAAAGAGAGCAAGAAUGUUGUCUGCCACUUCUACAGAAAUUCCACUUUCAGAUGUAAGAUCCUCGACAAACACCUGGCUAUCUUGGCAAAGAAGCACGUCGAGACCAAAUUCAUCAAGCUGAACGUGGAAAAGGCCCCGUUUCUGACAGAGAGGCUGCGGAUCAAGGUCAUUCCCACGCUGGCCCUUGUAAUAGACGGGAAAACAAAGGACUAUGUGGUCGGAUUCUCUGACCUGGGAAACACAGACGAGUUUCCUACAGAGAUGCUGGAAUGGAGACUCGGCUGCGCAGAUGUCAUUAACUACAGUGGGAACCUGAUGGAGCCACCUACAGUGACGCAGAGGUCGGGCACAAAGUUCACAAAGGUGGAGAAGAAAACCAUCAGAGGUCGAGGUUACGACUCAGAUUCUGACUCUGGAGACGACUGAAAAGCUCCGACAGUCGUCUGGUUUUCUCUCUCAGGGCUACCUCUUUAAAAAGUCUAGCAGACAGCCCGCUUUACUUUCCCUUCUCUCAGUGACUUACCCAUUCAUAACAAAUUUCCAUAUUUUAAUUUACCAUCUCUCUUUUAUAUAAAGCUUUUUUUUUCCAUUCCCGCCUUAUUUAAUGAAUUGUCUGCCAUGUUUUAUAUUUGAAUAACAAAUAAAAAAUGACAGACAAGGAAACAUUACACUUCAAAUUGUAGAUGCAGUCUGUGUCGCUGAGCCACCAAUCAUGUAUCAACUAGCUCUUAGCUUUAUCAUCUGUGAUUCUGUCUCCUCAUGAACCUUUGUCUUGAAUUUCCAGCGAGCUCAUUUAGCUCACUCUGUUGUGAGUCUGAUGUUAGAACAGAAACCAUGAUGCAUGAGUGCCAAGAUCAUCUUGAGCAUCAGAAUACAUUUUUACACGACAUUUCCUUGUAGCAAGAGUUUGACUUGACUAAUACAGACUUAAUAAAAAACAUAAAAGGAAUUUAAA